Kalmanozyma brasiliensis GHG001 is the source of this 1398-nucleotide messenger RNA. Its product is annotated as 3-beta hydroxysteroid dehydrogenase/isomerase. The record is from RefSeq and is a predicted model, not a curated record. Lineage: Eukaryota; Fungi; Basidiomycota; Ustilaginomycetes; Ustilaginales. Gene Ontology annotation, molecular function: 3-beta-hydroxy-Delta5-steroid dehydrogenase (NAD+) activity. The coding region runs from base 1 to 1398 and encodes 465 amino acids. Gene Ontology annotation, biological process: steroid biosynthetic process. The transcript has 2 exons.
AUGUCGACUUCCUCCGCAUCGGGUGAGGCUCACCUCGUCAUCGGUGGCUCCGGCUUUCUUGGCUCUCGCAUCGCUCUCGCCCUUCGUCAACGUGGCGAAAAGUACGUCUCGGUCUUCGAUCUGCAUGCCGCUAGACAGCCCAUCGAAAAGGUCGAGUACUACACCGGUGACAUCACAUCCGAAUCAUCGCUUCGCGAGACGCUCAUACAGGUCCGCGACAAGGCGGGUCUCGAAGCAGGUGGCAGCAAGGGCGUCGUCAUCUAUCACACGGCCAGCCCCGUCGCUGGUCUCGGCCCAGAAAUUUACCACAAGGUCAACGUCGUCGGCACCCAGACCGUCAUCGCGGUGGCCAACAAGCCCGAACUUGCUGUCACAAAGCUCGUCUUCACAUCGAGUGCCGGUGUCGUCUAUGAUGGUCAUGACCUGAUCAACGUCGAUGAGCGAUUGCCCUACCCAAAGAAGCCGCUGGAUGCCUACAACGACACCAAAGCCAAGGCGGAACACCUCGUACUGCAAGCCAACAGCAAACAAGCAGGCAAGCUCAAGACGGUGGCUCUUCGUCCCGCUGGUAUAUUCGGCGUCGGUGAUCGACAAGCGCUUCCCGGCUUCUUCAACGUGCUCCGAACCGGAAAGACCAAAGUUCAGAUCGGCGACAACGAGAACCUCUUCGACUGGACCUACGUCGACAAUGUGGUCCACGCACAUCUACUCGCAGCCGACAAGCUGGACGCCGCACCCUACCCAGCUGACAAGCUUGGAGACAUCAUGAUCUCCACCCGAGUGCUCGCUGACGACCAGCUCGACUCACAACGUCAAGUGCCUACCAGCGAGGCUCGAGACGACACCCCCAAAGGCUCCACCGACUACGCCCGCAAGCUUCCCACUACGCUCAGCCCCGAGACGCUCAAGCAUGAGCUCAACGUGCGUCCCGUUAUUCGCAACAAGUUCGACCAAUUCUUCCACAUCAUGAACCCAGAGGUCACCAGCCCAGGCAACCCACUCGGCGAUCAGUUCCCACUGGUUGAGGAGAACGUCCCUGUUGCUGGUGAGGCCUUCUUUAUCACCAACGGCCAGCCCAUCCCCUUCUGGGACUUCCCGCGCGCUUUGUGGGCGGGCAUGGGCCACGUCAUGCCCGAAGCCAAAGUGUGGAAGCUUUCCAAGGACUGGGGUCUCACCUUGGCGGGUUGGGCCGAGACCUUCGCCUGGUUGACCGGAAGAGAGUCGCAAUUCACCAAGUACAAGGUCACCUACUCGGCAAGCUCGCGAUACUACAACAUUGAAAAAGCGCGUAGAGCGCUUGGCUACUCGCCUAUCGUCAGCGUCGAAGAGGGCAUUCGAAGAAGUGUAGACUGGUGGAAGAGUGAGCACCCAGAAGAUAUUGUUUCGAGCAAGGCUUGA